AUGAUGAGCCACCGUUUCUAUUCGCAUGCUCACUUUCAAUCUCAGUUGCUGAGGCACAAACAACACCUACCACUCUUGGCAGUCUUGGCCGCCACAUCUAUUGGUCAACAACAGUACCCUGAAGUCGUACCUCGUCUUUCAGCUCGGUAUGCUUCAUCGGAAGCCUCCAAGGACGACAAGGAUAAAAAGGUUGAUAAAGGAGUGACUCGGUUUGAUAUCACCAAGCGAUGGGAUGAUGUAAAGUCAGAUUGGGAAGCCUUGCUUCAAACGUCGUCCUCUUCCAAGACUGAAGAUGAUUCUCAAGAUACAAGUCCACCUUCUUCCGGGGCAUCUUCGAUGUUCGACAAGCUAAAAGGUGCAAUGGACCAAGCUAAAGGUGCAAUGGACCAAGCCAUGGAUAAAAGCGAAAAGGGCACUACUAAAACUCCUUCCGAUCAAGAUAAUUUGAAGGAAAUGGGAUCCAAUCUGAUGAACCUUGUGCAACUAAAAUGGGGAAGCAAAAUGACGGGCGGCAGCAGCGCCACCGCACAGGCCAAUACGGUUCAGGAUAUCAUUAUGAAGGCCCGCGAUAUGGAGGAACAAGGAGAUGUUAAAGAUUCUAUCAGUCUGAGGGAACUGUUGGAAAUUGCACAGAUGUCGAACAAAAAGCUGGAAAGCAAUCUCACGGAAUUUUUUCAGGAAGAAUCCAAGAAAACUGGCAACGUGUUUACCCGCAAAGAUCUCCCCGCAUUGAAGCCGCCCGAUAUUUAUUACUAUUUGGAAAAGGAAGAUCAAGACAAAAAUCCUAGUGUUCGGCGACGAAAACAUCGUUUCUUCAAAGGAGUGGAUGUCAACCAGAUAGAUGAAUUGAACGAGCAGUUGGAGUUGGCCUUGCUAGCAUAUGCAGAUACCAUGAAAGAGAUCCAGGUCACCCUCCAACGAGAUUAUGAUUGCGAAUUGGCCUAUUGCGAUAUGGAGUCUACGCCUGGACGACCAAGCCAUUUCAUUGCCGUCAACAAGAACUCGGUCGAGAAAAAGCAAAGUGCCUUGUCAUUUUUGUCGUCUGACUCUUCCACUUUGGAAGUCAUCAUGGUCGUUCGUGGGACAAAAACGAUUACUGAUAUUAUUACUGAUUUGUUAAUGGACGAAGAAGAAUACAAGGGUGGCCACUGUCAUAAUGGUAUCCUCGAGAGUGGACAAUACUUGGCUGGAAAGCAUACCACUCUGUUUCGAAACUUGUUGCAAGCUUCUGGCAAAAAAAAGAUUAAACUGACUUUGAUUGGGCACAGUCUUGGUGCCGGUGCAGCUACUAUUGCGGGUAUGGAGUUGAAUGAAUUGCCCGAGAUGGAUGUCCAAGUGAUAGGCUUUGGAUGCCCAGCUUUGUUGUCCAAAGAACUAUCCCAAAAGACCGAAAGCUUUGUUACAACGGUUGUGGCCGACAAUGAUUGUAUUCCUCGUAUGAGUUCGGCCACGAUGCUGAACGCCAUUUUGGACAUUGCUAGUUUCGAUUGGACAGCUUAUGCCAAACAAGACAUUGCGGAUGCGGUGAAUGAGGUCUCCUCGUACUUUCCUACCUUGCUCAAAGACUAUAAGCAAACGAUAUUGGAAACCGCUCACAGCCUACCCGUCCGGGAGAUGCCUGCUAGAAUUCCAGCCCAGAGACUAGAACCCAUCCUCUAUCCACCAGGGAAAUGUAUACACUUGUAUCGGGAUGGCUUUGGAAUCUCUGGAAACGUGGUCCCUUGUACAUUCUUUUCGGAAUUGGAUAUUAAUCGUCGCAUGCUGCACGAUCAUACAGUCGAUAUGGGAUACCAACUGAUAUUCUUAGAUCUGAUGCGACAGCAUCACGAAGAUCAUCACUUUCAGUUUCAAAAGGAGAAAAAGUAG
Messenger RNA from Cylindrotheca closterium, 1866 nucleotides. The record is from the annotation of a GenBank genome assembly. Lineage: Eukaryota; Bacillariophyta; Bacillariophyceae; Bacillariales; Bacillariaceae.